GGCACAGGAGCGGGGCCGGGCACAGGAGCGGGGCCGGGCACAGGAGCACAGGAGCGGGGCCGCUCGGGGCCCCUCCCGCGGGAUGGACGAGGACGGGCUGCCCAUCGUGGGCUCCGGCAUCGACCUCACCAAGGUUCCUGCUAUUCAGCAGAAGAGAACUGUAGCAUUUCUAAACCAGUUUGUGGUUCACACAGUGCAGUUCCUCAACCGCUUUUCCACUGUUUGUGAAGAGAAAUUGUCAGCGCUCUCUCUCCGUAUCCAACACAUUGAAACCACCCUCAAUAUUCUGGAUGCAAAGUUAUCCUCAAUUCCUGGCCUAGAAGAUGUCAAAUUUGAGGUGUCCAGUGCAGAUGUGAAGAGUGUUACAAAUGGUCCUGUGGCACAAGCUGCUGCAGAUCCACAGGCAGCUGUGUCACCUCAGUCUGGGCAGAACAACACACAGGAAGAAGGGCUGCAGAAAACAGAGGUGGUAACAGAAAAUGUCACAACUGUGGCCAAGGAUCCAAGAUAUGCCAGAUAUCUCAAAAUGGUACAAGUGGGUGUUCCUGUCAUGGCAAUACGAAACAAAAUGAUUUCUGAGGGACUAAACCCAGAUCUUCUCGAGACCCCGGAUGCCCCCGCGCCUGCCUGGGGAGACGAUGGCAAAGCAGAGGAGAGUUCUGACAGUGAAUCYUCCUUCAGUGACUGAGGAGACUCAUUUCAGCCUUUGCCAGCCCCUCUGAGUGCUCGUGUGUCUGGGGCUUCAGCAAACAGCAGCUUUGCACGGAUCACACGGGUGCCAGGCUUUACCUGACAGUGGUUUUAGGAACUGAGAUCCUCUGUUCUCCUCUGGAAAGUGUGAGCAGGACCCGUGUUUCAACCUGAGCCCUUCCCCUGAACAUGAAUCACGAGAUCCUUGCAGCCUCUCUCUGCAUCGUGUCAGGUUCAUUUCUGACUCUGCUGAAAUUACUUUGUGGAGCUCUGAGAAUUCCACAGCUCUCACACAAGCUCUCUAGAAGGCAUUCUGGUCAUUGUUAGAUUUUCUGUGUAACACGUUUAACCUAAGUUGCCUUUUUUCUGCCCUGUAACCUAACAUGGGAAAAUGMAAAUGUUUCAUUGAUGGACUGAACUCUUUUCCCAAUAUACURUAUCUGCAGUGAUGCAACAGGAAUUGCAUGUAAGUUAGCUGUCUGAUGGUGGUUGCAAAUCAGUGAUACUCAGUCUUGAGAAAAACUAAAAUGCAAGUGAAAAAUACAUUAAAACCCAUUUGGAAUCUAUUUUCAAAGCAUAUGUUGCUAUUCARUGCCACUUUAGAGUCUGUAUGAAGUUGUUGAAGAAACUCCUACUCUCAAAGGUSUGRUGUAUCAAAYUCAGGUUGCAGUGYUGUAGAAAGCUGCAAACAAGGCAAGACUGAUUUGCAAAUGGAAAGAAAGGAAGGGACAGGGAGAUGAUUAAUGGAAUACCAAAUUCUCACUSUUAUGUGGGUCAGGUGAAAUAACUUUGUGAGUUCAGUUGGCCUUGCCCAAAAGAAACUGUGGCUGAGCAGUUUGCUUAGGAUGAGAAAUCACUUCCAAGUUGGUGCCUUUGCAGAUAAUUCCAGAGAGAAGCUAAAGUUCAGUUUGUGUAGUGAUAAAACUACCUUGCCACUCUUGAGGCAUGCACUGAGGAACAGUGUAAAGAAAUGCACUCAGAGCCUGAUGUGCCCUGAAGAUUCCCCUCARAAUUACUUCAUGUACUCCAUAACUCAAAAAUGCUGUUUCGUUAAAGAAUCUGCUUGARUACAAUUUGUUCCACACGAAUCCUUCCCAAUCUGUUGGAAUUCCCAGAUUGUUGUGAUUAUCCCAGAAUUCUGUGUGCCAGGCAGUCAUUAACUUGCUGGUGUUUCACAUUCUUCCUGUGACCAAGAUKAAAACUGGAGCUCCAAGUUUGUGAGUUUGUUAACCUUUAUGACUGAGUGGAUACCUUCUCUCUUCGUUAUUUAUGCUCUUCAUUAGCUUACCUGCUUCCUUUUUUAUUUUCCUGUAACACAGGCAUGGCUUCCAUUGAAGCCUUACAGACAUAUUUAUACUCCAUUAAGCUGUAAAUCAGAAUAAUGCCUGGAUCCCUGCAAAAGCAUAGACAAUGUCUGGAGAUGGUAUUUCAAUGAUGGGUUAAUUACUGUUGAACACUUACACAAAAGUACUGAACGCCUGGUAAAACACAACAAACAUUAACAUAUUAGCAAUAAGUAUUUCAAGUGUAAAUGUGAUAAUGUUAUUUCAGAAUGUAUAUAUUAAAACUCUCAUGACUUUUUAAAAUCUAUAUUUGAAAGCUCAUUUAAGCAAUCUGUAUAAAUAAAGCUAUACUUUGUAA
Messenger RNA from Malurus melanocephalus (red-backed fairy wren), 2331 nucleotides. RefSeq names its product WASH complex subunit 3-like. The coding region runs from base 83 to 688 and encodes 201 amino acids. The record is from RefSeq and is a predicted model, not a curated record. Gene Ontology annotation, biological process: exocytosis; actin filament polymerization. The transcript is spliced from 7 exons. Gene Ontology annotation, cellular component: WASH complex. Lineage: Eukaryota; Metazoa; Chordata; Aves; Passeriformes; Maluridae.